AUGUCUGACGUAGGUGAACAGGCAGAUGGAAGCAAAAUAUUACAGGGGAAGUCAUUCGCUCGUGAAUUCUUGCAGACAAAAUAUUUACAAGAUCGACAUACGUCUUCUUCCAUUGAUCCUUCGCAGGCUAGCACCACACCAGGUGCUGCACCAGCCGCUGCCACAGAGGCCGUGCUUGUUCACUCUGUUUCUAUUACUAUGCCAGAUACAACGGUGACAGUGGAACGUUACAUGAGUUGCUGGAAGAGUAGGUUUCCAGGCUACAAGCAUUGGGGAACUGAAUACUAG
Molecule: messenger RNA, 288 nt
Organism: Paraglomus brasilianum
Lineage: Eukaryota; Fungi; Glomeromycota; Glomeromycetes; Paraglomerales; Paraglomeraceae
Source: the annotation of a GenBank genome assembly